GAGUUCAUACUGAAGUGCAGAGCAAGGGUUCCUGUUGCGUCAUCAGUGGUUCCUGUUGCGUCACCAGUGUUAUACUGUGCUGUAGUUGCUGUGCUUGGACUUUGCAUUUUUCUCGAUAAGUUGUUUACUCUUUCAGAGUUUUAAUCAACUUAUUUUGUAUCAGGAUGAACAUUCCGGCUAAGGUGUGUCUGAGUGAUUUUGAGGAAUAUGCCAAACAGCAUCUCUCCAAACCUGUCUGGGAUUAUUACUCCGCUGGAGCAGAUGAGUGCUACACCAGAGAUGACAACCUCCAGGCCUACAAAAGGAUCCGUCUAAGGCCUCGGAUCUUGCGGGACGUGUCCGUGACUGACACACAAUCUACCAUUUUGGGCACCGAGAUCAGCUUUCCUGUGGGAAUCGCACCCACUGCUUUCCACUGUCUGGCCUGGCCUGAGGGCGAGCUAGCCACUGCCAAGGCCACGGAAGUUGUGAACACCUGCUACAUUACCAGCACUUACUCCACGUGCUCGGUGGAGGAGAUUUGUGCAGUAGCUCCAAACGGCUACCGCUGGUUCCAGCUCUACGUGUACCGUGACCGCAAACUAUCGGAGCAGCUGGUGCACAGAGUGGAGGCGCUCGGCUACAAGGCCUUAGUGCUCACAGUCGACGUGCCAUACACUGGCAAACGUCGUGAUGACAUCCGCAACCAGUUUAAGCUCCCCCCUCACCUGAAAGUGAAGAACUUUGAUGGCAUGUUUCAGGACGCUGCAGAACCUGAAGAGUAUGGCGUUCCGUCCUGCACGUUGGACCCAUCCAUCAGCUGGAAAGACAUACACUGGCUGCAGUCUCUCACCCGCCUGCCCAUUAUCAUUAAAGGUAUCCUGACGAAAGAGGACGCAGAGCUGGCUGUGGAACAUGGUGUCCAAGGGAUCAUCGUAUCCAACCAUGGAGGCAGACAGCUGGAUGGGGGACCAGCGACAAUUGACUGUUUGUCUGAGAUAGUGGAUACAGUGCAAGGCCGGAUUGAGGUGUACAUGGAUGGAGGCAUUCGCACAGGCAGUGACGUGCUGAAGGCCUUGGCCCUGGGAGCCAAGUGUGUGUUUAUUGGAAGACCUGCAAUCUGGGGCCUUGCUUACAAGGGUGAAGACGGUGUGAAAGAAGUUCUGCAAAUACUACAUGAAGAGUUCCGUCUAUCCAUGGCCUUAUCCGGUUGCAGAAACGUGGCCGAGAUCAACAGGAACCUCAUUCAGGUUUCUAAACUCUGAUCUGAUCGAAUACAAGGAACUAAGGGCAAGAUCAAGAUAAGCUUCAAUUCAACUCGUUCUCUAUACGAUAUCUUUAAUGGCUCGUCUCUCAAAGGCCGACGAGCACAGAAUGGAUGUAGUCAAAUGGUUCACAUUAUACGAUAGUUUAUUCAAUCAACUGUAAAAAUAUGCAGCAAAAAUCCUUCACACUAAAAAAUUAUUUCAUAUGAUUGAAGAGGCAUUUCAUGUGUUUGCAAGUUAACGCAUGAGUGUCUUCUUAGCUAGCUAACACAAACAGCAGAUAUGACUAUUAGUUCUUUAUCAGUGACAUGAAAAUAUAUGACACCUCAGGGUCAGGUUGGUUGGUUUGGUAGCAGGAGAUCAUAAACUUUAAAGAUGAAGGGUGGGUUGCACCAAUAAGGAUUAAAGCUUUAAUCUGGAUCAAAUCAAGGUUUAUCUAAUAAUUCUGUUGCACCAAACUUUAAACCUUGUUUAAAAUACGCAGGUUUGUAUUUAAACCACCACGUUCAUCCUGGAUUUAAUUUCACAAUAAACCUGGAUUAACUAUAAUCUUGUUGCUCCAUCACUUUAAACACAGAUUAGAUUAUUUAUUUAUUUAUAUAUAUAUUUUUUUUUUCAUUUUCUCAGCCUGUUUCGGUUACGCGGAUGAGCGUUUAAUAACGGCAGUUGAUUUUCUUUUUCUUUUUUUUUCCAUUCAAAUUUUAAAGUUCACAAUCCCUUUGUAGCCACUCCGGUGGAAGUGAAAGAGUUACAUUGUUGCUGUUUAGUUACACCGGAGAAUUCGUAUAUUUCCACGUUUAUGAAAUCCACGUGCACUGUCGCAACGUCGUCGAUGACGAAUCCAUCAUGGUGGAGAAAACGAAUCGUAGAUGGAGGUUUUAAUCGCAGGUUAGAAUUCUAAUCCCUGACCUGCUAAUCUGUGUUUAAAAUGAAGUGGUGCAACACAACUCGGUUUAAAAUAAAGCCCAGAUCUACAAAUCCUAGAUUAGCUCUAAACUGUGCUUAAUUUAAUCCUUAUUGGUUCAACCCACCCUAACAGAUGAAAUGAAGGUGGCUGUUUGUGGUGGUUAUAUCUAGUUGCGCAGUAUUUUAUCAGUCCCUCCAGGAUUUUGCGAUUUUACGAUCGAUGAAAUGAACACAAAAUCAAGGUUAUUCAGCCACAUGCGCGUUCAGCCAAAGCCUCUCUUCGAUUCACAUGUGUCGAACAUGCGAGCGCUGCGAAAGACCGUGCAAAACUAUUUUGUGCAAUUACAAUUUCGCCAAUCCAAAAAAUUGCGAAAUCCUGUAAGGACUGUAUUAUGAGUAGAUGGAGAGGUCUGGUGGGGGGAAAAAAGGGUUUGGAACGUCAUUACACAGAAGGAUAAAAUGAAUGUCUUGUGACGCAGGGUUAUGCAGUACCUCAUAUUGAUUGCUGACAUUAAUUGAAUACCUGAAGCAGAAUAUCAAUAACACUGAAUAAUAAACUGUAUCGCAGA
Molecule: messenger RNA, 2719 nt
Organism: Ictalurus punctatus (channel catfish)
Lineage: Eukaryota; Metazoa; Chordata; Actinopteri; Siluriformes; Ictaluridae
Gene: hao2
Product: hydroxyacid oxidase 2 (long chain)
Exons: 8
Coding region: 165-1244 (359 amino acids)
Molecular function (GO): FMN binding; oxidoreductase activity
Source: RefSeq, a predicted model, not a curated record